Penicillium odoratum is the source of this 756-nucleotide messenger RNA. RefSeq names its product Allergen. Bases 1 to 756 code for a protein of 251 amino acids. Gene Ontology annotation, molecular function: IgE binding. Gene Ontology annotation, cellular component: extracellular region. The transcript has a single exon. The record is from RefSeq and is a predicted model, not a curated record. NCBI's taxonomy places the organism in Eukaryota, Fungi, Ascomycota, Eurotiomycetes, Eurotiales, Aspergillaceae.
AUGAUGCAUAUCCUACAGCUUAUGGGUGCCUUCACAUGGUUCGAAAUCUGCUGUCAAGGGUACCGACAAUGUCCAUGCUCAGAAAGUGCACCGAAAUGGCCCCGACAGGAUGUUUUCAUCUCACCUCGCAUGUACCUGGUCACGAACCCCGCGAGACUCACGCCUCCGAGCGACAGGAAAGCACAUCCACGCAAUGUCGGUGUUCCAUAUGGGAGUAACAUUGUCGAACUCCCUGCCAAUCGAGCCAACCAGUACAAGUAUGUGGUUCGCUUCAAUGGACCAGCAGGGGGAGAAGACUGGAGUGUGGUGAUCUGGAAUAAACUUGGACCAGACGGUAUUCAGGGCGGUUGGUACGGCAAAGCUUGCAGGGAAUUCACUCUUGCCGCCGGCCAGACACGAUUCAUAGUCUUUGAUGAGGAUUCCCAGGGUGGAUGGGCCGCUGCACCUGGAACUGCCAUCCCUUUGGAUUCUAGAGGUGGUUAUGCGUCGACGUGGGGAGAGUUUAACUUUGGUUCAAUCGUGAACGACGGCUGGUCCGGAUUUGACGUCUCUGCGAUUCAAGCACAGAACGCUGGCCUGGAAAUUCAAGGAAUGCAGAUUUGUGAUGUCCUCACCCAUAUAUGUUCAGCCAUUACUCGAAAUGCGAGUCACGUUCGCAAAGCCUACACAAGGGAUGUUGCCCAUGUCGGCGGUAUUGGUGGCAAUCUUGCCCCCAGUCCAGUCAGACUCCAGGUAGCCCUUGAUUAUGCCAAAUGA